Colletotrichum higginsianum IMI 349063 is the source of this 651-nucleotide messenger RNA. Its product is annotated as Zinc knuckle. Bases 1 to 651 code for a protein of 216 amino acids. Lineage: Eukaryota; Fungi; Ascomycota; Sordariomycetes; Glomerellales; Glomerellaceae. The transcript is spliced from 2 exons. The record is from RefSeq and is a predicted model, not a curated record.
AUGGUAGAAGAAGAAAAGAAAAGAAGAAAAAAGGAGGUGCAUAGCCCCCUCAAUCGUAAGCGAACCGAUGAUCUCUUGCACGCUUCACGCGAUCUAACGUUACAGCAUGCGAAACGGCCUCGAGAGCACGCUUCUGAGGGUGGCCGCUCGGGUGAUGCUCGCCUGAACGGUCCCCCAGUUGACGGCGAUCAGUUGGUGAUUUGGCAGGCCAACCUUGCUGGCUCAGGUGCUCGGCUGAAUGAGAUCUUGGGCAAUGCUAGUACCAAGCUGAAGCCUCCACACGUCCUCGCCCUCCAGGAUGUGCCGCCCAGCCUUUCACACAAGCACUCGAGCGCUUACGAGCCUGCCUACAUGGUCGACCAAGAGCUUGACGAAGAUGGGGAGCUUGUGCCGAGAAUUCGGCGCGUAGCGUUCUAUCUUCACCGGUCGAUCGAUUUGAACUCUUGGAAGGUCGAGUUCGCUACAGGGAAGAACUCAAACCUCGUCGCCACCCUCACACUCAACACUCAGUGCGGCGAUGUCAUGAUUCACAACGCUUACAACCCGACUGGCCAACUCAACUUUGACGAACUCAUGGUCUCGCCAACCACCGAUAGCAACUCGAUACUACUCGGCGACUUCAACCUCCAUCACAAGCGCUGGGGCGGUUGA